AUGCCAGAAGCCCUUCCUUACCUGGAAGCUACCUCGUCGCCGUCACUCCACCUCCAAACCACAUACGCCCAUUGCCAUGGCUCCCAGUUUUGCAUUCUUAUAAAAUCCCUCACUUCGAGCUUUUGCGCGGCUGCUCUCGAAUCUCUCUCUCUUCGCUUCGUGAACACUAACCCUAGUUCUCGAUCUCAAGCUUCUGAUCGAGCAACGAUGGCGAGGCAGAUGACGACGAGGGAGCAGGAUAUUCAGAUGAUGCUUGCCGCUGAUGUUCAUCUCGGCACUAAGAACUGUGAUUUCCAGAUGGAGCGUUACGUCUUCAAGCGCCGCUCUGAUGGUAUCUUUAUUAUCAAUUUGGGUAAAACCUGGGAAAAAUUGCAGUUGGCUGCUAGAGUUAUUGUUGCCAUUGAGAAUCCACAAGACAUAAUUGUUCAAUCUGCGAGGCCAUAUGGUCAGAGAGCAGUGCUGAAGUUUGCACAGUACACAGGUGCGCAUCCCAUUGCCGGGCGACACACUCCUGGUACCUUCACUAACCAGCUCCAAACAUCCUUCAGUGAGCCUCGUCUCCUUAUCCUUACUGAUCCCAGAACUGAUCAUCAGCCUAUCAAGGAGUCUUCUCUUGGCAAUAUCCCAACUAUUGCUUUCUGUGACACUGACUCCCCUAUGAGGUAUGUUGAUAUUGGCAUUCCUGCCAAUAACAAGGGGAAACACAGUAUUGGGUGCCUUUUCUGGCUGUUGGCCAGAAUGGUUCUGCAAAUGCGUGGCACUAUUCCUCAAGGACACAAGUGGGAUGUGAUGGUAGACCUUUUCUUCUAUAGAGAUCCAGAGGAGGCCAAGGAACAAGAAGAGGAGGCCCCUGUUGCCACUGAUUUCGGUCAAGCAGCAGGCAACAUAGGUGGACUCCCAAAUGAUCAAUGGUCUGCUGACCAAUGGUUAGGGGCUGAGGUAGGGUCUAGUAGGCCUCCUGUUCUUCCUAUCACCGGAGGGACUGAAUGGACCGCUGCUCCUCAAGUAGCUGGUGAUGGAUGGGAUGUGGCUCCUGCACCUCCAGUCGAUGCUGCCGCCGUUGGUAUUACCCCUGCUGGUUGGGACACUGCAGACGCGCCUACACCGGCACCCACAGGUUGGGAAUAAGAAGGAUUACAACAGAGAUGUGCCAUCAUCCAUCAUAAGACAUUUAGAUCAAGUCCUUUUUAGCCUGAGUUUUUUGUUGGUUGCCACUGAGCACUGCACUUGUGAUUUUGACUCUUGUUUUUUCAUGAAUGAUGCUGCUAUUCUUUUCUUGCUGUGUUUCUGCAGGAUCAUCUUAAAUGGAAUUAAUUAUCUGAGAAGUAAACAUGCUUAAGUUUUCUUUGA
Molecule: messenger RNA, 1350 nt
Organism: Dioscorea cayenensis subsp. rotundata (Guinea yam)
Lineage: Eukaryota; Viridiplantae; Streptophyta; Magnoliopsida; Dioscoreales; Dioscoreaceae
Product: 40S ribosomal protein SA-like
Exons: 6
Coding region: 1-1128 (375 amino acids)
Biological process (GO): ribosomal small subunit assembly; cytoplasmic translation
Cellular component (GO): 90S preribosome; cytosolic small ribosomal subunit; ribosome
Molecular function (GO): structural constituent of ribosome
Source: RefSeq, a predicted model, not a curated record